Mesorhabditis belari is the source of this 1314-nucleotide messenger RNA. Lineage: Eukaryota; Metazoa; Nematoda; Chromadorea; Rhabditida; Rhabditidae. The record is from the annotation of a GenBank genome assembly.
AUGAUCAACGCGUUUCCAUUCGAUUACGUGAAGGGAUUUUUCCGAAGAGCUCCCGUUGGUGAUCUCAUCGAUCAUUUACAUCACACCGUCCUUCCAUCAAUUCUCUUUAUUUUCUUUCUCAUGAUAUCCGCGAAACAAUGGGUCGGCACACCAAUUCAAUGUUGGUUACCAAAGGAAUUCUCGAGUGAAUGGGGUCAAUAUGCGGAGAAUUACUGCUUCAUUCAUGGCACAUAUUACGCGCCAAUUUCUGUCGAUCAUCGAAUUACACCUGAAGAGAAAAAAGAGAACUUUGCCGGUUAUUAUCAAUGGGUUCCAUUGUUUUUGUUGUUGUCUGGUUGUUUCUUCUAUCUUCCGUUCUUCAUUUACCAAGAAGUUGUUCGCAAAUUGGCGGGAAUCGAUAUUCAGAAGUGCACAGAAGAGUCAAUCACUAUUAAGAAUGCAAAUCUCAAAGAUCGCUCGCAAAUGAUUGAGACACUGGUUAACGAUUUUGAUGAACAAUUGAGAGCUCGAAGCGAACAACGCAAAGGAUCACGCGCCGUCUAUCUCUACAUUUUGCUCAAGCUCGCUUUCAUCGUCAAUCUUUGCGCUCAACUCUGGCACAUGAAUUUCUUCCUUGGACACGAAUCACUUUGGGCAAUUUGGAGUGCUGCUGACAUCAUUCAAGGCGAAGAUUCGAGUCAUAAAGGAUACUUUCCUCGGGUCACAUUCUGCGAUUUCAAGAUUCGAGAUCUCGGAAACAAUCGUCCCUAUUCCGUGCAAUGUGUUCUGAUGAUCAAUGCACUCAACGAGAAAGUCUAUCUUUUGCUUUGGUCAAUCUACGUGUUGUUGUUGGCCGUGACUUUCCUCAAUUUCCUCUACACAAUCUACCACUAUUUCGCUUGCAAUUCACUCGCCAAUUACAUGAAAAGCAUGUUAAUGGAAUCGGCUACUAAAGAAAGCAAUGAGGAAUUUGAUGUAAAUGAGAUCCAGUACUACACUUAUUAUAAUUUGGGAAGAGAAGCACUUCUCGCCCUUCAUUUGAUCGAAGUUCACACUGAUCGCCGUCUCUGUGCUCUCAUCAAUAAAGGACUCUAUGAUCGAUUUUGCAAGACCAAGAAACCGGGUGAUGUCAAAAUCGGAGCCAUUCUUACGAUCAACGAGAAACUUAACCAGUCAACCUCGAUUAGCUCAAUCAAUGUCAUUUCAAUGAUCAACAAUUCACUUCAUGCAAACAAUGAAAAACUCAAACAAUCUCAAUCAAUCAACUACAUCCCAAGAAUCUGGAUCAACGAUAGACAAAAAGAGGCUAAGAAACUUGAUCAUUGCAAAAUUGUU